AAAAAAACAGAUGAAUGCUCAAACAAUGCGUAUCAAGCAGUUGGAAAAAACUUUAAAAGAAAAAGAAAUAGAGGAUAAAGAAGAAAAGGCGAUUUCAUUCUUAUUAAAACGAUACCCACACUCUAUGGAUCUCUUUCAAAAACAAGUCGAACAAGAACAGCUUGACAAACGAUUGAAAUCUUGUAUUCAUCGUUUUGAGAUUCAGAAAGAUCAUUUAUUAGAAGAAUUUCAAUCUAAUUGUAACCAACUGAAAACUAAUUAUAAUAGAAGGUUUGAUGAUUUAUUUGAAAAGAUGAUGAAUGAUUCUUUAAAACUAAGUGAAUCUUAAUCCUCAAAGAGUAUAAAACGUUAUUCAUCACAGUAAAUUACUCGAGAUUAAGUCAAAAAAAAA
Molecule: messenger RNA, 391 nt
Organism: Cokeromyces recurvatus
Lineage: Eukaryota; Fungi; Mucoromycota; Mucoromycetes; Mucorales; Mucoraceae
Exons: 1
Coding region: 11-328 (105 amino acids)
Source: RefSeq, a predicted model, not a curated record